CGGGCGCUUUUUCCCCGCGCCGUAGCUGUGUGCCCCUCGGACCUCCAGCAGCUCUGGAAGGAGGUCACGGCUGCCCAGCCCGUCGAGGACAGCAUUAAGCAAGAAGGUCUCGACCUCACCACCAACACCUCCAACUCUACCUCGUUUUCGGCCGCCAAGGUCUCGCCUCCCAUUUCCCAUCACCCUCUGCCCAAUGGACAGAACACCAUGCACACGCCGAGAAGGGACAGCUCUUCCCAUGAAGAGACCCCCGGCUCCCACCCGCUCUAUGGCCACGGAGAGUGCAAGUGGCCCGGCUGCGAAACCCUCUGUGAGGACUUGGGACAGUUUGUCAAACACCUCAAUACAGAACAUGCACUUGAUGACCGAAGCACGGCCCAGUGUCGAGUCCAGAUGCAAGUGGUACAGCAGCUGGAAAUACAGCUGGCAAAGGAGAGCGAGCGUCUCCAAGCAAUGAUGGCCCAUCUUCACAUGAGACCUUCAGAGCCAAAGCCUUUCAGCCAACCUCUGAACCUGGUCUCCAGUGCCACCCUCUCCAAGAGCACUUCCGACACGUUCCCCGAUGGCUUACCUCAUCCCCCCACCUCCGCCACGGCGCCCAUCACCCCCCUCCGGCAGGGCCCCUCCGUCAUCAGCUCUUCCACUUUACACAACGUGGGGCCCAUCCGCAGGAGAAACUCGGAGAAGUUCUGCACCCCAAUAUCUUCAGAACUUGCACAGAAUCACGAGUUUUACAAAAACGCGGAUGUCCGGCCGCCCUUCACGUACGCCUCGCUCAUCCGGCAGGCCAUCCUGGAGACCCCCGACAGGCAGCUAACGUUGAACGAAAUCUAUAACUGGUUCACGCGGAUGUUUGCCUACUUCCGGAGGAACACGGCCACCUGGAAGGCCGAGCGGGAGGAUGGCGGUGGGCAGGAGCGGUCAGCGGUGCCCCGGCCAGUUUUGGUGCUGGCCAUGGCCCUGCGUCGGUCUGGAGUCCCCCUCACGGCACGGCUGCCGCACUGCAAGCCAUCGCUGCUGGGAGCAUCAUCGCUGGGAGCAUCAUCGCUGGGAGCAUCGCCGCUGCCCCGGCCAGGCCCACGGGGACACCCCCGG
Cariama cristata (Red-legged seriema) is the source of this 1095-nucleotide messenger RNA. RefSeq names its product forkhead box protein P4-like. Gene Ontology annotation, cellular component: nucleus. The record is from RefSeq and is a predicted model, not a curated record. The transcript is spliced from 8 exons. Gene Ontology annotation, molecular function: RNA polymerase II cis-regulatory region sequence-specific DNA binding; DNA-binding transcription repressor activity, RNA polymerase II-specific. Lineage: Eukaryota; Metazoa; Chordata; Aves; Cariamiformes; Cariamidae. Gene Ontology annotation, biological process: regulation of transcription by RNA polymerase II. The annotation marks the transcript as partial.